UUGUCUGGAGAGGGAGGGUGGGAAGUGUAAGCCAGUCACAGCAUCUCUCCUUCUCACUGCACCAGGGCUGAGGGACUAUUCGUCCCUUCGCUUCCAUCGCUGCAGAUUUAACUCAUUUCCAUCAACGCAGUCAUCUUUUUUUUCUGGCUUUUCACUUGCUGCUUUUGACAGAUGCAUUCCAUUCAUCCCAAUCUGUAUCCAGGAUCUAAGGAUUUCUUGAUUAAAGACGCGGGUUGUACACUUUAACAGAAUCAUGGGGACGUUUGCAGAGGACAGUGCUUGAAACUGGGACUCCGACUAGGACUUUCUUUUACGCUGCUAGAGUGGAUUCCCUGCCACUGUUUCGUUGAGGACGACAGACCUACUGAGAGAGGAGUUGUAGGACCCCGUGCCUCUUCAAACUAGUGCAUACUUCAGAGCACGAAAGCAAGUUAGGAAAUCUAUGGUCGCAUUAAGCACUUGAGGAGAAGGUGCUGAUGCUCCCCCGCCAAUGCUUCAGAAUGUCACAGCAGCAACAACACACAUUUAUGGGAUAAAUAGAUGGAUUGCAGAUUGAUCGCCACACGCCGCUCUCAAAGUGUCUGCCACAGGAUUGCUGAGGAGUUGAAGCGAGAGGAGCGCUGAGUUAUUCAGCUGGCCUCUUAUUGCUCCAGGAGAGUCCUUCCACCUGCCUGCAUGGGACAUUCUACAUUCAGCACUUUCACCCUUUACUGGACUUUUACAUGUGUUUUGUCUUUUGCGACUUGCAGUCCAGAACCCUGAGAGGCAAGUUUGCACUUUUGGACUCACUUUAAAUCACUUGAAUAGCAAAACUCAUCUGGACAUUUUUCGGCAAUUUGGUUUAUACCUCAUUCUGCUGUGGGAUGCCUCGUAAACACAUUUUGCCCUGAGCGCCGUGUGUGCCGAGAGAGCUGUGACGUUAUCUCAUGCGGAGAUCCCCAUGUUGUUCUAGCCUGUGUCUGUGUUUUGAUUCAGACAAUAGCUGGGCAUACAUGGGCUCCAGACACUGACCAGAGGACCACCAACUAAAGGAAGCCUGGUGUUACAUUGUAAACACACUACCGCCCAUAGCACAGCGGAACUUUGGAUUUAAUUCAAUGGUCUAUUUUUGGAGAAGGAUGUCGUUUUUUUCCAGACUUUGGUGAAAUAGUUUGUAUUGAAUUAUAACCACAUUCAGUUCAUUUAAUCUGAUGUGCUGCUUACCUGUUUGAUCUCCUGUGAGGAACUGUCAAUAGUGCCGAGCAUUGUGCGCGCCUUCGUGCUUUAACCUCUUCAUAUGGUGUCGUCUGCCCUCGUUUGGACAUCGUAUGCCAUCAGCAUCCCGGUGGCAACCCUCAUUAGCAUCAGGGGACGAGGCCACAGACCUGCAGGCAAAGCAGCAGGGCUGCCCGCCUUCGGAAUAGAUGCUGGCCACUGCGCCAAUGCUCCCUGGUUUCCUGAAGCUAUACAGCUUCUUUCACUCUACCACUGACCGUAACCUACCCACUACGUGUACCAACCAUGCCUGAUUGGAAAAGGACAGCUAAACGAGUUGUCGUACCCGCCCAGAGGCUGUAUUGAUUUUCCUCCAGUCCGUGUUCAAUUGAUUGAGACCCAGCUAUGUGAGAGUCUGGUGAAAGAGAGAGAGAGCGAGAGUAUUGAGCUUGGUGAACUGAAGAAGGCUGCAGGCACCCUAUGUAGAUGGGGUGGGGGGCAGGCACUCCAGUUGCAGGCCGGCUGCCUCAUGGGUGACACACCACAAACCUGACCCACCUGGACAGCACCCAAAACAAUGAACCAGUCUGGACUGACAACGGACCCGCCGCUCACUGCCAACAGCAGUCAUGGAGACUUUGUUCCUUACAGGUCCGCCAACCACUCUUGUCCCUUGGGCUGGGGACUGAACGAAGGCCUGGAGGCGUGCGUCCUGGAGACUGCUGUCAUUGUACUACUGACGGUGCUCAUCAUUGCAGGAAACCUGACGGUGAUCUUUGUGUUCCACUGUGCCCCUCUACUUCACCACUACACCACCAGCUACUUCAUCCAGACCAUGGCCUACGCCGACCUGCUGGUGGGUCUUAGCUGCCUGGUUCCCACCCUGUCUCUGCUCCAUUACCCCGCGGGUGUUCAAGAGCCCAUCACGUGCCAGGUUUUCAGCUACGUCAUCUCCGUUCUGAAGAGCGUUUCAAUGGCCUGCUUGGCUUGUAUCAGUGUGGAUCGCUACCUGGCCAUAACUAAGCCUCUGUCUUACAACCAGCUGGUGACGCCAUGCAGACUACGAGGCUGCAUCACUCUAAUUUGGGUGUACUCCAGCCUGGUUUUCUUGCCUUCCUUCUUCGGAUGGGGAAAGCCAGGCUAUCAUGGGGACAUCUUUGAGUGGUGUGCACACUCUUGGCCCACCUCUGCCCUCUUCACAGGCUUCGUGGUGUGUUUGCUUUACGCGCCCGCGGCACUUGUGGUUUGUUUUACCUAUUACCAUAUCUUUCGCAUCUGCCAGCAGCACAACCGGGAGAUCAGUGAACGGCGGGCACGUUUCCCCAGCCAGGAGAUGGAGGCCGGUGAGGGGGGCGCCAGUGGGCACCAUGGGGGGCACGGCCCCGAUCGGCGCUAUGCGAUGGUGCUGUUCCGCAUCACCAGUGUAUUCUAUAUGCUUUGGCUGCCCUACAUAAUCUACUUCCUGCUAGAGAGCUCCCAUGUGCUGGACAGCCCUGCCCUCUCCUUCAUCACCACCUGGCUGGCUAUUAGCAACAGCUUUUGCAACUGUGUCAUCUACAGCCUGUCUAAUAGUGUGUUCCGCCUGGGCAUGCGAAGGCUCUCGCAGACAAUUUGCUCCUUCAGCCACUGCGCAGCCGACGACAGGGACUUUGGGGAGCCUAAGCCUAGGAAGAGGGCAAAUUCAUGCUCCAUCUGAUGGCGCGACGUUUACAGGAUGAGGAUUACCGCUGGAAUCUAAAAAAAUGGGGAACAAAAAUCUUAACAAGCCUAGGAGCUAGUUAGCUUUCAGUAACAUUGAGGGCUUAACUGAACGGAAAAUGGAUUCUGUUGUUUCAGCCGGUCAGCUGACACCAGUGACAUUGCCUUGGUCUCAGUAAAUCAUGGUUUACUGCAUUAUAAGCUUUUUAGGGAGAUGGGUUGCUCUGUCUAAACAGAGAAGAAGUUAAUGUUUAUUCAUUGGAAGUCUGCCCAUGUCUUUCUUAGCCUUUACAUCUCACUGCAUAUCAACCAGGUUGUAGAUAGUGAAAAGAAUAAACUUCAAACUCCAAAAGAUUUACAAAUAUCUUUCGACAUCAAAUGUGGCCAUACUAUUUAAUGCCGUUACAUUGUUUUAGUAGUUGUGAAGUGGAUCGGCCCUUGAUUUGAUGUCUCCAUUACCUGUUUUUAGAGAGACUAAAUAACCUACACCUACGUGGGCUAAUAAACCGGUUUCAAAUUUAUAAAUGGGUAAUAUACUUUUUAGUUGUACAAACGCAAAUUGACAAUGAUGGCAAUGAUUAUGCUGAUGAUAAAUAACACACUGCGUAACUCUUUUCUAGAGGAAAGGGCACUGCUGAAAUAGUUUGUGUUGAUUCUGUUUUUGCCGGUGAAAAGAUGAGAGAUAAAGAAGUAGUGAUGGGCCAAGCUCUGAUCUGACAUUUGGUUAAAAUGUGAUGAAAGCUGUUUACUGAGAUCCUCUGCAGAAUGUAAUGCAUGAUGUAGAUAUUAUCUGUAACCUUAAAUGGUAAAACACCAAUUUAACAUGGUUUGUGCAGCACAUAAUACCCCAUACGUCAAAGCAUCAGACCAAGGACUGUUAAAAUAUGUAAAUUGUAAAAUGUGUUUGAAGUCGAAAUGCCCCAAAUACGAUGUUUCCCUGGACACAACAUGCUAACAACAUGCUGACAUUGACCACUGUUGAAGCGUGGUUAUUGUUGACCAGUUCUAUUAAAAAGCACAGUAUGUCUAGAAUUCAGAUGGGUUUGACGCCGAGGACCUUAUGUUGAAGGCAGUGAACUUGUGCUCGCAGCAGAUAACUACUAGUAGAGUUUUUCUUUUUUUUUUAAUAGCCAUUUAAUAGCCAUUGGUAUGGCUUUGUUAUGAGUAUUCUGCUAAGGGUUUCAUGCAUGAGCGUUCAUCACGAACAACUAAAUUUUGCACCCCCCCUCCUCCCUGUACAGGUCAAUGUAUAUUAAAUAGUGAACAAACUGAAUUAAAACCUAAACAGCAGGUUUAGUUCUGAAACAGAAAUCGGUCUGUGAGCCAUAGAUCUGAGCUGACUUCAGAAUAUCUUUGCUAGUUGCACCUCGUGGUUGUUGCUUUUGAUCCACUCACAAACUUCUCUUGAGUCGAUCAUAGAUAUAGAAGAAAAAAAGAGAAGAGAAAAGUGAUAGUAUUUGCUGUGUUGACCAAAAUAUAGGCUUGUUUUAGGUUCUCUGAAUCAGUGAUGCAGUUAUCCUCAGCUCAAAUGAUGUCUUUAUUUCCCAGCAACAGUGGACAGGGCUCAGGUUCAUGUGAUCUGAUCUGUCUGGAGGUCGCUGUGAGGUGGAAAUCUUAACUGAUGUCAAAUGACAUGCUUAGUUUCCAUAAAGGUUUAGGGCCAGCAGUACCUUAUUUUAUGGCAGUUUUGGUAAACUUUUGGCCCGACAAUCCUCGUUACUUUUAAUGUGCCCCACUCUCUUUCAACUGUACCAAUUCGGUGAUUGAAAAAAGAUCACAGACCUCAAACUGCAGGCCUGAAUAUCUCACAUUCGUCUUGCGAAAUGACCCUAGUAUCUAGUGUGCACUUCUCACACUAGAAUGCCACUGUAAUUUUGGUAGAUGGGCUUUAGAAAUUUUCCUUAUCCUCUUUCAGGGUGUCUGUGCCCAGAUGGCAGAAUAUAGGUGUUAGAAAUGGAGUCCCGGAAUGGCCCAUUCUGCUAAAAAGAAAAAAAUGAUAUUUGCAUUUGAUAAACAAAGUGCAGAUGUGUGUUGUAAAACAACCCACAAAUUGUCUGGUUAUGAAUCUCAUACUUUUAAACAGUAUUCUAGUCACUUCAGUUAAUUUCCCUUGUACAUUCCCUUGAUCGUUGAAUCAGGUUCAAAGCAUAAUUUAUUUCAAAAGAAUACACCCACGUAAUAUAGCCAAUAAGUUACGGAUCUCCCUCUUUGCUCAUUGAGUGGUGUUAUCUGUGGUGUAGGCCUCGCUUCUAGUGUUUGUCCAUGCACAGCAAACCCAGCCCCUUGAUAUUGUAAAUGCUUUCAAUUCUGCUUAACAGUAGCCUGUAGAGGUCGUGCUUCAUUUUAAAGCUGCAUUAAGUGAUUUCGGACCACCGGGGAAGAGAGACUGAGCCUUUGGCUUAUUGGAAGUGUGCUGCUUCAUAUCCAGCUAAAACAGAGCUGCCUGAUGAUGGCAUUCAUGAGUCUCUCUGGCCUUUGUGAUUGAAUGUAGGUUCCAUAUUGUUUUUGAGCCACGGUCUGGUAAACCAACACAAAUAAAAAGUUAAAGAAAUAUUUAUCUACAUACCCAACUGUUGUUUACCAGCUAUUGUUUCCCUUUGGCUCUCUACAGUUCUGCAUAAGGUGAGCAGCCUACUGUCAACUUAAAAGACUAAGGCGCUGACAGUGGCUGUGCUCUUGUGUGCCGGCGUUGUGUUUUCUUCAGCAUUCGUCACAUUCAAUAUAUUCAAGAGUUGUUUGAGUCAGGGUGAAAAAUAUUGCUUUAUGCAGCUUUAACACAUUUCAGAUUGUUCUGUAUGUGUCUAAAGAUGUGUUUUAUUAGAAAAGUAAAAAAAAAAAAAAAGAAGUACUGUUACAUCGACAUGCUGCAAAAAAAAAGGUCAAAUCGUUACAUUAACCUAACGUAUGACCGUGUACACAUCUGAAGUCACAACGUGGUUGGAUUUAGAAAUCCGCUUCUUUGUAGUCUUUCAGAUGGGUUUCCACUUGAACCAAGAAUCAGUCCAUUUUUUCUUUCGUCAAUCCGAUUUGUACCUUUUUAAGUGGGUACAUGUUCCACUAUCUGACACCUACAUCAUAUCAUGAUAAGAGGAGACUGCCGAUAUCAAAGUCUUUUAGCCAUGUGCCCUGGCAUAUCUGAGAAAUAUCAGUAGUAAACCACAGCAUAGCCGUGUCAAAUACAAUUACUUUUAUUUUGAUAGCUUGUGUUUUUUGGUGCUCCUUUGGAGCAUAGUGCUGUGGGUUAGUAGAAGAAAUGUAUAUGGUCCGGAUUAGUGCUUUAUUAUCUUCAUGUGUUGACCAACAACAACACAGCCACAAAGAAAACAGGCGAAAGAAAAGUAAUAGCCUAGAACAAAAUAGCUCAAUUGUUACCAUGUAAUGUAGAAGUUGGAAUAUACCAUUCAAUUGAGGCUAUUGUAUUUGAUCUAAAGUUGCACAUUCAUAGCUGUGGUGGACUUUUUUUAGCAGCUAGUGAAACGAGUGUCUUGGCUUCAGAUUACAAAAAUCUGAAGAGCCACUGAAUGAAUAUUUAAAAUGUAAAUUGUUUUUAUGUGUUUGUAUUAUGGCGACCAAUUUUAAGCGGGAGAAAUCCAAAACUGUUAACUUGUUCAAACAAGUCAUCUUUUAAGUGCAUUGAUCAAGGCUUUUAGUAAAAGAGUUUUAUUAAUUGCGGGAUAACAUGUAUUUAUUUAUAAAAAUGUUAAAACCUUUACACAAUAUACGGUAUAUUGGUAUACUGUAUGUAAAGUGUGUGUCUAUUUUUACCUGCUGUACAGCCAAAAGAAAUCAGACAUAUUCUGACAAAGGUAUGGCACACCCAUUUGUGUUAAGUCAACUAGGCUGCUGAUGUUUUAAAUAGGAGGCAGUGUGUGUGUUAGAUUACAUAGUAUAUAUUUUUUUAUUUUUAAAUUGUGUCAAAGACUAUGGUUUUGUUGUUGCUGCCUACCCAAUAAAGGUGAAAAUAGUAGACAUUUC
This is a messenger RNA of Gasterosteus aculeatus aculeatus (three-spined stickleback), 6867 nucleotides long. It is a transcript of the gene gpr52, whose product is annotated as G protein-coupled receptor 52. Gene Ontology annotation, molecular function: G protein-coupled receptor activity. The record is from RefSeq and is a predicted model, not a curated record. Gene Ontology annotation, biological process: G protein-coupled receptor signaling pathway. NCBI's taxonomy places the organism in Eukaryota, Metazoa, Chordata, Actinopteri, Perciformes, Gasterosteidae. Gene Ontology annotation, cellular component: membrane.